Molecule: messenger RNA, 4124 nt
Organism: Anarrhichthys ocellatus (wolf-eel)
Lineage: Eukaryota; Metazoa; Chordata; Actinopteri; Perciformes; Anarhichadidae
Gene: kat2a
Product: K(lysine) acetyltransferase 2A
Exons: 19
Coding region: 159-2546 (795 amino acids)
Biological process (GO): chromatin remodeling; positive regulation of transcription by RNA polymerase II
Cellular component (GO): ATAC complex; nucleus
Molecular function (GO): protein binding; histone H3 acetyltransferase activity
Source: RefSeq, a predicted model, not a curated record
CAUUCAGAAUAAUACAUUCAAAUUAGUCAGAGGCGCAAAUAGUAUCAGUGAUUACCGGAAUAUUGUGGUACAUGGAUGAUUUGAGGCCUCUUCCGGUGUGGCGCUUGAACGCAGCAUGUGAGGUAAACGAGAGCAGAGGACGAGUCUAGCGCGUGGACAUGUCGGACCCGGCGGCGCAGGCCUUGCAACCCCGACUUCUCCAAGCUCAGACCGCUGGGUCAGCUGGGUCCAGUACCGCCGCGACAGGCUCCGGGUCAGGAAACAGUGACCCGGCGAGACCGGGACUUAGCCAGCAGCAACGUGCAAGCCAGAAGAAAGCCCAAGUCCGAGCUUUCCCACGGGCGAAAAAGCUCGAGAAACUUGGCGUAUUCUCCGCAUGCAAGGCUAGUGACACAUGCAAGUGCAAUGGAUGGAAAAACCCAAAUCCACCGUCAGCCACACGUAUGGACCUGCAACAGCAAGCAGCCAGUCUGAGCGAGCCGUGCCGCAGCUGUGGACAUGCUCUGGCUGACCAUGUGUCCCACUUGGAGAAUGUGUCUGAGGAGGAGAUUAACAGGCUGCUGGGGAUGGUGGUGGACGUGGAGAACCUUUUCAUGUCCGUGCACAAAGAGGAGGACACUGACACCAAGCAGGUCUACUUCUACCUUUUCAAGCUGCUGAGGAAAUGCAUCCUGCAGAUGAGCCAGCCGGUCGUAGAGGGAUCCCUUGGAAGUCCACCCUUUGGGAAGCCCAACAUUGAGCAGGGGGUUUUGAAUUUUGUUCAGUACAAGUUCAGCCACCUGGCACCGAAGGAAAGGCAGACCAUGUUUGAGCUGUCAAAGAUGUUCCUCUUGUGCCUAAAUUACUGGAAGCUGGAGACGCCAACGCAGUAUCGCCAGCGCACCCAGAAAGAUGACGGGACGGCAUACAAAGUGGACUACACAAGGUGGCUGUGCUACUGCCAUGUCCCCCAGAGCAACGACAGCUUGCCGCGCUAUGAAACCACUCACGUGUUCGGACGCAGCCUGCUCAAGUCCAUCUUCACUGUGACCCGACGGCAGCUCCUGGAGAAGUUCAGAGUGGAGAAGGACAAGCUGCUACCAGAGAAACGCACUCUCAUCCUCACACACUUCCCCAAGUUCUUGUCCAUGCUGGAGGAGGAGAUCUACGGAGACAACUCACCGAUCUGGGAGGCUGACUUCACCAUGCCGGCCGCUGACGGCACACAGCUGGGCCAUCAGACAGUGAUCAGUCCUGCUGCCGGGUCCGGCUCCCCCGCGCUGCCCAAAGGUCUGAGCAGCAUCUCCUCUCUGGGCAGCAUGGACACCGGAGAGCCCACCACAGGAGAGAAACGCAAACUCCCGGAGGCGCUGACCCUGGAGGAUGCCAAGCGGAUCCGUGUGAUGGGAGACAUUCCUAUGGAGCUGGUCAAUGAAGUCAUGAUGACAAUCACCGACCCUGCUGCUAUGCUCGGACCAGAGACUAAUCUUCUGACUCCAAACGCUGCCCGUGACGAGACUGCCAGGCUGGAGGAGCGGCGGGGCAUCAUAGAGUUCCACGUCAUUGGGAACUCGCUCUCCCAGAAGUCCAACAAGAAGAUCCUGAUGUGGCUGGUUGGCCUGCAGAACGUCUUCUCUCAUCAAUUACCUCGCAUGCCCAAAGAGUACAUCACACGGCUGGUGUUUGACCCGAAGCACAAGACCCUAGCCCUUAUCAAAGAUGGCCGCGUCAUCGGAGGCAUCUGUUUUAGGAUGUUUCCCACUCAGGGCUUCACGGAGAUCGUCUUCUGUGCCGUCACAUCCAACGAGCAAGUUAAGGGCUACGGGACCCACCUGAUGAAUCACCUGAAGGAGUACCACAUCAAACACAACAUCCUCUAUUUCCUCACUUACGCUGACGAGUACGCCAUCGGCUACUUCAAGAAGCAGGGCUUCUCCAAAGACAUCAAAGUGCCGAAGAGCCGAUACCUGGGAUACAUCAAAGACUACGAGGGAGCGACCCUCAUGGAGUGCGAGUUGAACCCCAGGAUCCCCUACACGGAGCUCUCUCACAUCAUUAAACGACAGAAGGAGAUUAUUAAGAAGCUGAUAGAGAGGAAACAGAUCCAGAUCAGGAAGGUUUACCCAGGCCUGACCUGCUUCAAAGAGGGCGUACGGCAGAUCCCGGUGGAGAGCAUUCCCGGCAUAAGAGAGACGGGAUGGAAACCCAGUAACAAGGACAAAGGGAAAGAGGUGAAGGACCCUGACGUGUUGUACAACAUGUUAAAGAACCUCCUGGCCCAGAUAAAGACUCAUCCCGAUGCCUGGCCCUUCAUGGAGCCGGUGAAGAAAUCCGAGGCUCCGGAUUACUACGAGAUCAUCCGCUUUCCCAUCGACCUGAAGACCAUGACGGAGAGACUUAAGAAUCGAUACUAUGUGACCAAGAAGCUUUUCAUCGCCGACCUGCAGCGAAUCAUCACCAACUGUCGCGAGUACAACCCUCCAGACAGCGAGUACUGCAAGAGUGCCAACACCUUGGAGAAGUUCUUCUACUUCAAACUAAAAGACGGAGGACUGAUCGAGAAAUGAGACGAGAGAGUUAUUUACCCAUUUCUACACCGACGCGGGGCGACUUUCACUCAACCCGGAUGACGAGGGAAAACGUCGCUAUUGUCAUAUCUGAGUUAAUAGAAGGGGUAUGUACGUGACUGGAAUAGUUGGACAAACAGAACCGCUUUGGUAAUAUCAGCUCUAAUUGAGCGUGUCAGCAUUACCUUUAAGGUAGCUUCUGUCACGUCCUCUUUUCCACUUCUCACAGCGGGUCAAGACGACGCGUUUCAUUAAGUGUACCAAAGUUAUCGGUCCAAGUUAUAACAAUGCCACACUUUCCACCAUUGUUUAUCGUCUUGAUUGAUUUUGGUUUUGUCGCAUGCGAUGACAUUUGUUCAUUCCACUUUGCUUACAGCUUGUCACUCAAGCAGAAGUACACGUAGUGUAGAGUUCUUUCACAGGAAACUGGACCUCGGGACCUGAAGCCGCCACGCUGCCUUUCGUUACUGACAGACACUUGAACAUCCGUCCGUCUUCAUGAUGCGUAUAAAGACGAGCGUUGUCCGAGGGGCGGAGUCCUUAAAAUACUUAAAAACAAGCUACUUUGACUCUCGAGUACUCUAACGAUUCCACCAGUUGGUGAAUAAUUAAUGGAACACGGUUGUGAGUUGUUGAUGAAGUGCAAAAUACCGAACGUGAUGGUUACAGCUUUAGUGUAUUUUGAAUAUUAUUUAUCAUUUAGCGACAUUAUUUUCAACAUUCUUCCCAAAAGAAAAAAAGCAUCGAUGACGGAUAAUAAAAAGCGUUUGUUGCUAAUGAUGGACCGGGCAUCAAAUAUGUCAAAACUAAAUAAUUUCCCCAAUCGUUGCCGUCACGAAAACACUGGUGGAUGCGUAAUCUAUGCGGUUAACAUGACGCACACUGUUCACACAUCUGGCAGGGUUUCAUUCAACCCUUCAGGAUGAGGUCACACGUUAGUUGAGCUCGCAGGUGUUCUUGAUGGUUUCGUUCUGUUGCUAGACUCUGUAGUACAGUCGUAUGCACACACACACACACACACACGCUGAGUCGUCUCUUUAGUGUACAGCCACGCUGUCUGUGGUGGUUACUGGGUUGUUUAUGUUGAUGUCGGGGGGGGGGGGGUUAUUUAUCACACCAUACACGAGCUGUAGCGGGUGGUUAAGCUAGGACAGUUAACAAUUUGAAUUCAUUAAAAAACUUUUAGCCAUAGUUGUUGCAGGUUGUUACUUUGAAUGUUUCAUUGACUUGUGUAUAUGUGUGUGCGAGUGUGUUUAUUUUGUACUUGAUUCAUGACUAGCUUGGAAUUACUGAAGUGAUGUCAGCGUUGCAUUAUUCAGGGUUGUCUAUUCUGUACGUUUCCCUCAAUCUACCGAUGCUGCAUUUCAGACUUUCUUAAUAAGUCUGAGUGAAGUUUCCACCUGUUUGAGGAUGGCUACUGUCUAGUUUUACUGUAAAACUCUUCAUGACAAAGUUGUCAUAUACAUAUAUAUAUGUUUAUAUAAUAUAUAUAAACAAAGGUUGUGAACUUCAGUCACUUGACUUUGGCUGAAAGAUUUUGAGGAUAUCAGACAUGACAAAAUAAAAAACUUCACAAAA